This is a messenger RNA of Pestalotiopsis fici W106-1, 2427 nucleotides long. RefSeq lists its product as uncharacterized. The record is from RefSeq and is a predicted model, not a curated record. Gene Ontology annotation, molecular function: FAD binding. The transcript has 4 exons. Bases 1 to 2427 code for a protein of 808 amino acids. NCBI's taxonomy places the organism in Eukaryota, Fungi, Ascomycota, Sordariomycetes, Amphisphaeriales, Sporocadaceae.
AUGUCAGACUUUGAUCGAGUUGUCAUUGUUGGCGGCGGCGUGGCCGGCUUGACGCUGGCCAACAUGCUCGAGAAACUCGACAUUAACUACAUCAUUCUCGAAUCACACAGUGAAAUAGCUCCAGCCGUCGGAGCAAGCAUUGGCCUAUUUCCCAAUGGCCUUCGUAUUCUCGAUCAGAUUGGCUGCUACGAGCGAGUUCUUGCCCUGCCCCAGCGACUCAUAACAACGUCACAUAACCGAAACUCACAAGGCAAGAGCCUCUCCAAGAUUUCCAAUGUCAGCGAGCAGCUUGAAAUAAGGCACGGUUAUCCCGUCUUGUUCUUUGAUCGGCAAUGGCUUCUCAAGCUCUUGUACGAUAAUCUACAGCACAAGGAGAGAGUUGCGCUUGGCAUGAAGGUUGCCAAGAUCCGACUCGUUGGUGGCAGUGUCCAAGUCAUCACCAAGGAUGGCCAAGUUGUCGUGGGCUCUAUGAUCGUGGGUGCCGAUGGCGUACACAGCACCGUACGUGACGAAAUGAUCCGUCUUGGCAACACGCUGCGCCCAGGUUAUUUUCCCGUAGGCGAGCCGGAACGCGUCCCGUGCUUCUACAGAUGUAGCUUCGGUAUCGCCCAGCAUGUCCCCGGCUAUGCAAAUGGCGAGUUGAAUCGAAUCUGGGCCGAAAACUGGUCAGGGCUGAUCAUAUCGGGUCCCGAGGAUCGAGUGUAUUGGUUCCUCUUUGACCGCCUCCCGAAGCCCAAGUAUGGAUCGAAUAUUCCCAAGUAUACGAAGGAGGAUGAGGCGGAAUUUGUCAAAGAAUUCUGGGACAAGGCGAUUACAGACAAGGUUACGUUCGGCCAAAUCUACUCCAAGAAGCUCAGCUCCACUCUGACACCAUUACAUGAGAUGGUCUGGAAGAAGUGGUUCUUUGAACGCAUCAUAUUGCUAGGAGAUUCCGCGCACAAGCCCAACCCCAUCUCCGGCCAAGGCGGCAAUGGUGCCAUCGAGUCUGUCGCCGAGCUCGUCAACGCCAUUGUGCGCAUGCGAGAUGCCAAAUUAGGUGGUCUGGGGGACUUUGAUGAAGCCGAUUUUGAAAAGAUAUUUUCGCAGACCCAGUCAGCCAGACACGAGCGCGAAAAGUAUCUCAUCGCCGAUGCUCACUAUCAACAAUAUCUCAGUGCCCAUGAGAACAAAGUCAUGUCCAAACUGUUCAUGAAUGUUCUUGGGCCACUGGGAGGAGACGAAAUGUUUUUCUCAAUACUUGGAAAGCCAUUUAUUGACGGUGCCAGGCUGGAGAAGCUGCCGAUCCCUUCCCGUAACCGGGCGGUUCCCUUCAAUGAUGAGCUUCCAGCGCGACCUCUGAGUGGCGCGAUAGGUCAAGUGGCGACAGGAUGUUUCAGUGCGGGCAUGCUCUCUCUGAUCUGGCUUGCGAGCAAGUCAAUGCGCCUUCCGGCUGCAGGCCUCAAUGACUGGACCGGACUGACGGCCAUUUCACGGCCCUGGUCAGGCCUCGGAGGGGGUCUGUUCAAGGCCAUCAUGUCUGCCUUUUCCUAUCCCCUGGAAGGACAACCGCCUGCGAGCAGAGUGCAACUCAUAUACUUCAUGACGCAUCUUGCAGCGCCCAUCUUGUCAUACACUGUCGACGGACACCGAGCUUGCAAUCGUCUACAUCCUCUCUCGCUGCCAAGUGUUUUCCUCGGCAUCAUGCAAGUCCUCGGUAUUGGCUAUGUUGCCCCCACGCAUGCGCUCCUCGAAGCUGCUCAGGGUGACAAUUUGCCGACCACCCGCUUCAUCUCGCCAGAGACUAGUGAGGCUUUGCUGCCGGCUCUGGCUCUGGGAUACGGACUUCCUACAGCCUUGAUGCUGGCGCCUGGGUUCACCAAUUCAGUCAAGCAGAAUAUCACUGCCAUUUGGCAGUUCUCGCCGCUCUUUGUGCCAGCCCUGACCUCUAUGUGGAGACGUUAUAUCGGUAGACGGCAGUCGCGACAGCAGGUGCCGGGGCCUGAGAAGGGCGAUGCGUCAUCGCAACGAAAGGAUGUUGCUGACGCAACACAAGCUCUGAAGAGGGAAUAUCUCUGGACUGCUGGAGUCCAGGCCGCGGUACACUUAGCGACAAUGGCAUACGCCUGUUUCGGCCGGGACAUGUCUGUUGCUGACAUUUUUUUCCGUGUACCAAGUCCUUUCAAGGCAACAUGGAAUCUGCCGGAUACAGGAAGCCAGAUCGCAACGUUCCUCAAGUACGAUUUUGGGAUCGCCAGCUGCGCAUGGCUGGUCAGUGGACUGUAUUCGACGUGGGAUCUUCGCCGUCGUGGCUACGUCACAACCAGAGAGGCCGCAAAGGCUGCAGCGGGCAUCUGUCUCGGUCAGAUCUUGGUUGGUCCCGGAGCAACGUCGAUGCUCUUGGCAUAUUGGCAGGAGGUAACCUAUGCCAGACUGAGCACUCGUAAGUAG